UCACUUCCGCCUACGUCACCAGUGCAACAACAGAGGCUAUGGCGGCCAGUGCAGACCGUAGUCCACCACCGUUCUCCGCAUCUGAGGAGCCAGAGACAGGGGAGCCUGACUUGUCAGAUGGAGACAGUGAUGAAGGAGAAGACAUCUUUCUCGGAAACAGUAAACCCGUGGCCGUGAGUCGAGGGGUUUCUCAGCCAGAUCCCGUCAAAGAAGAUCCCCCAGAUCUGUUCAGUGAGGAAGAGGAGGAAGACGCCAGCAACACCAACACCAAGUCCAACGGUGUUCACUCUGAUGAUGACAACGACCUGUUUGCUGACGCUGAUGUGGAGUUGACCACAGACAAGUCAACCAGCACUGGUAGGAAAGAGCUCUCAGGCUCUGCUGGUGCCCGGACAUCCACUCUGUUCCCUAACAACCCUGUUCCCAUGCAGACUGCAUCCAUGGAGCAGCUGGAAGAGGAAGAAGCCAAGGAUAGCUUUGACGUGGAUGUUGCUGUCACCAAUCCUGAGAAAAUUGGUGACGGCAUGAAUGCAUAUGUGGCCUACAAAGUAUCCACCAGGACUUCUCUGGCAAUGUUCAACAAUAAGGCCUUCACUGUGCGGAGGCGUUUCAGUGACUUCCUGGGCCUUUAUGAGAAGCUGUCUGUGAAGCAGUCGCAUCAAGGCUGCAUUAUUCCACCUCCACCUGAGAAAAGUGUUGUAGGAAUGACCAAAAUGAAAGUUGGACUGGACGAUCCUUCGUCUGUGGAGUUUAUGGAGCGAAGAAGAGCAGCUUUAGAAAGGUAUCUUCAGAGGGUUGUGUCACAUCCAUCUUUACUUCAAGAUCCUGAUGUUCGUGAGUUUUUGGAAAGAGAAGAAUUACCCAGAGCUGUGAACACCCAGACACUGAGUGGAGCAGGUUUCCUUAAAAUGAUCAAUAAAGCUUCAGAUGCUGUGAACAAGAUGACCAUCAAGAUGAACGAGUCAGACACGUGGUUUGAGGACAAGUUCCAGGAGGUGGAGAAUGAGGAGCAACAGUUGAGGAAGCUCCACAUCGUGGUCGACUCCCUGGUCAAUCACAGGAAGGAGUUGUGUGGGAACACUGCAGUCUUUGCCAAAAGCAUGGCCAUGUUGGGAAACUCUGAGGACAACACAGCUCUGUCACGAGCCUUGUCUCAGCUGGCAGAGGUGGAGGACAAGUUGGAGCAUCUGCAUCACGAGCAGGCAGCCAGUGACUUCUUUAUCCUUACGGAACUGCUGGCCGACUACAUCCGUCUGCUGGGUGCUGUGCGGGGCUGUUUUGACCAGCGUAUGCGAGCAUGGCAGAGGUGGCAGGAUGCUCAGAGCACGCUCCAGAAGAAGAGAGAGGCAGAAGCCAAGCUGCUGUGGGCCAACAAGCCAGACAAACUGCAGCAGGCCAAGGAAGAGAUCACAGAGUGGGAAUCCAAGGUCACUCAGUAUGAGAGAGAUUUUGACAGGGUUGGAACGACUGUACGUAAGGAGGUCCUUCGUUUUGAGAAAGAAAAAGCCAAGGAUUACAAGAGACAGAUAAUCAAAUAUUUGGAGACAAUGCUUCAGUCUCAACAACGGCUUAUAAAGAUCUGGGAGGCUUUCCUGCCGGAGGCAAAGGCAAUAGCUUGAUGAAGAGAGAGACUUUUUUUUUAAAGACCCUAAAUGCCUUUUUUUAAAACACUUUACCUCUUGAAAUUGAACUUUGAGAGGAGAAUUUUAAAAUACUAAAACACCACCAUUCAUCAUACUUUCUAGCUUUGUAUUUACUGAUUUUGUUGCAUUAGACAGGGCUACUCUGGUUCUUUUGGACUGUAUGAUGGCGAAAAGUGGGGAAACAUAGGGGCUUAAGCUAAUUGUGAUAUU
Molecule: messenger RNA, 1853 nt
Organism: Cynoglossus semilaevis (tongue sole)
Lineage: Eukaryota; Metazoa; Chordata; Actinopteri; Pleuronectiformes; Cynoglossidae
Product: sorting nexin-1
Exons: 15
Coding region: 39-1619 (526 amino acids)
Biological process (GO): early endosome to Golgi transport; intracellular protein transport
Cellular component (GO): endosome; endosome membrane
Molecular function (GO): phosphatidylinositol binding
Source: RefSeq, a predicted model, not a curated record